Messenger RNA from Elaeis guineensis (African oil palm), 1799 nucleotides. RefSeq lists its product as uncharacterized. The record is from RefSeq and is a predicted model, not a curated record. Gene Ontology annotation, biological process: proteolysis. Gene Ontology annotation, cellular component: cytosol. NCBI's taxonomy places the organism in Eukaryota, Viridiplantae, Streptophyta, Magnoliopsida, Arecales, Arecaceae. Gene Ontology annotation, molecular function: pyroglutamyl-peptidase activity.
GUACUCUUCCUCUUCCUUCAUCUCUAUCUAAUCUCCAGUCCUGAUCUAUUCUGCAAUCGCUAUGCUGUUUGAAAGAGACCCAACACCAUCUUCCAUCUACUUCCAUUUUAUAUCCUCCCCUUUCGUCUAUCAGGACGAGUUCUGAUCUCGCUCAUCGUCGCCGACGACGGCCAUUUUUUUCUGGAAAAAAAAAAUCCUUUUUUCGAAUCAUUUUUCGUUUUCUCCGUCUUUUGAACGGUAAAAGGUGAGAACUUUGAAGGGUUGGUUGAUUAACUGGAGCUGAAAAAUUGUCUAAAUACCUUUAUUUUUCUGUCAUGUUUCUUGCGUUUUUCGAUCUUCGAUUGGAUUUCCUAGGUUUAUUCGUGUCUGAUCUCCUUUGAUGCGUUUAAAAUCUUUGGUUUUAUCGAAUUGUCUCUGUUUCCAUGAAUCAGUUCCCGUGCCUAUCCUUAUAACUGGAGCAGAUUCCUGCCAAGUAUCGUAAGUAAAAGCCGGGAACUUUCAUGGUUCUUUAUAUUGUUUUCUAAUCUCGGGUUAGUUUCUUUGGCUCCCCGCGUUUAAUUUCCUUUGAUGCCAAUGGUGUGCGAGUAUUUUUCUUGAAACUUCCCAUCACGUUGCUGGGGCUUUCGAUAAUUGAGGGAGUUAACUGUCAAGGUUGUAGACAAUCAACUACAUUUGGUUGCUGGGUCAAGGAGAGCAUAUAUAAUUGAACAAAUUAGGGAUUCAUUGGCUUAAUAUACCUGGAAUUACAAUAAAUGGGUUCGGAAGGGCCUUCAGUGAUAACUGUUCAUGUUACUGGAUUCAAGAAAUUUCAUGGAGUUUCUGAGAAUCCAACAGAAACAAUUGUCAGCAAUCUGAAGAAAUUCAUGGAAAAGAAAGGAUUGCCAAAAGGCCUUGUUCUUGGGAAAUGCAAGGUUCUUGAGACUGCCGGACAGGGAGCACUUGGUCCACUUUAUGAACUAUUGGAGUCUUCUGUGACUGGACGGGACAAUGAAUCUUCAAAUAUGGGGCAAAUCAUUUGGAUACAUUUUGGAGUCAAUAGUGGUGCAACAAGGUUUGCCAUUGAGAAUCAAGCAUUCAAUGAGGCUACUUUUCGUUGUCCAGAUGAGCUAGGAUGGAAACCUCAGAGGCUUCCAAUUGUAACUUCUGAUGGAAGCAUCUCACGAACACGGCAGACUUCUCUUCCUGUUAAUGAAAUUGUCAAUGGCUUAGCCAAGAUGGGGUAUGAUGUAAUGCCUUCAGAUGAUGCUGGUCGGUUUGUGUGCAAUUAUGUCUACUAUCAUUCUCUCCGGUUUGCAGAGCAACGCAGAAUCAAUUCUCUCUUUGUACAUGUUCCUCUUUUCUUGACCAUUGAUGAAGAUUCCCAGAUGCAGUUUGCUGCUUCUCUUUUGGAGGUACUAGCUUCCUUGCACUAGUACUUCUCCCAGUUCUAUGAAAAAAGGUCCCCCUGCGGAAACGUCUUUUCCAUUCGGACCUUUGACAUUUCAAGUGGUCAGAUAUCGAUCAUAGGCUAAAAGGAGAAAAAAAAAAGCUUAUUUGUUUGGUAGUCCAAAUCUUUGUAUGUCGUGAAGGUAUGUGCACAAUGAUGGCUGAUGAAAUCCACUGGAGAAGUUCAUAUGCUCGUGUCUGUUCCAUCCAUGUAUGUGCAGAAAGAUGGCUGAUGAAAUUCCUGUAUGCUUCAUGGAAUGCAAAGCAAUGCUUGUGUGUAUUUUGGUUAGAUCUUUCUUGCAAGACAUGAAUCUUGUAAAGAAGUCUAUAUAUUGCUCUAAUAAAUUUCGAGAAAAUUGUUGCCAUUUAUCUCA